Laccaria bicolor S238N-H82 is the source of this 1437-nucleotide messenger RNA. RefSeq lists its product as uncharacterized. The coding region runs from base 1 to 1437 and encodes 478 amino acids. The record is from RefSeq and is a predicted model, not a curated record. The transcript is spliced from 5 exons. NCBI's taxonomy places the organism in Eukaryota, Fungi, Basidiomycota, Agaricomycetes, Agaricales, Hydnangiaceae.
AUGUCCGAGUCCGACGAGAUCGAGCUGUGGUGCUGGGUCCUGGGUGAUCCAUACGAACGAGUCUUUUCAGUGACCAUCAAACGCAGUGCCAGUAUUCAAGAUCUCAAGAAAGCCAUUAAAGGGGAAAAGCAAUCGUUCACAGGCGUCGAUGCUGACUCCAUAGACCUUUAUAAGUUCCAACUGCCUUUGAAAGAUUUCAAGGAUCACGCUCAAAGCAUCGACCUUGCAAACGGCGAGAAAUUGAAGUCGUUCGAGGAAGUCUUGUUUUACUGGGUGGAAGCGCCUGGCGAGGUCCUGAGCAUGAUAUUACCACGUCCAGCCGGUAAGGGCUUCGCCAAACUUCAAUCUCUUCUGGACGCACAACAUCCUGAACACAAUUUUGAUGAUUAUGUGUCGUCGGAUGUUCUUGCAACGAAAGCUGCAUUUUUACGGGACCAGAAGGCUGAACUUGAGACAAAAGUUGUUGAUGACGGCUUAGUCCUCCAACUGGAAUUAUCCUGCCAGCCCCCAUCUGCUGAUGUCGUGGUCGAAGACCGUAUUGUGGGCGAUGGUGACGUUGUGGACGACGACGUUGAUAAUACUCACGAAGCCAUGGCCAUUUUCCCCUACACCUUCCAGUAUAUGGACCUGACUGACCUUCAGUUGAAGGAGGUGCUUUGCGUGCCAAAGUUGAUGCUCUUCCGAAACGACUAUGUUACCAUGAUAGACAUCUUUAACAAGAGGGAAAAGGGCACUAAGGGGAGCGCCGUCUUUUCGGGUCAGCCGGGUAUCGGGAAAACAUGCAUGUUGUAUUACAUCCUCAUUCUUUGCAUCAUUCUUGGCCGGCCCAUCGUGUUUCAGGACAUCUUCGGCAAGGUCUUUGUGAUUGGUACUACCGUGCUCCCUCUGGGCACACCAGGGAUAUCUAUCGACGCCGAGGAUGUUCUUGCACUCGUCGAUGCCGACAAUGUGGCCUGUCAACCUGACGACUAUCUCUUAAAUCAUAAGCAAUAUCGCAUAUUGUUAACGUCUCCGCCAAAACCGCAGAACCACCGAAAAUGGCUUCACCAAAUAGUUGGGCCGCGUGCAACAUCCAUGAUGGAUCUAUGGUCGCGAGAGGAACUUGUUGUUGCAUCGUUGCUUCUGGAAAGGGAAGACAUCACUCCCAAGCGACUUCAAGAAGCUUCCCGUAUUUGCGGAAACAUACCUCGUGAAUGUUUCUCAGCGGCAGUAUCCCCUGACGCUCUUCAGGAUGCUGAAAAAACGAUCAAGGGAGCGAUCAAGAACAGCAAUAACUUGUCUGAUGCUUUCAGGAGGGUGAGUGUGGGUGGCGAAACAGUGAUCCACCGCAUAUUCCAAAUACGCCCGUCGUCCGAGCGUCGAUUGUGGAUCGACUGUUUCGUGGAACCAGUUUCGGACUGGUCUUUCUUGGAGCUCCUGGAUGAACUGUACCAAUGA